GCGAACAAUAUUUUAAUAUUGCAUACGUAUGCACAAGGGAAAAUAUGAAUUUUGGUUACAAAUAUAUUAGUAAUUUUGGCCAUAUUGGUCGUUCAUUACGUACGAAAUCAGUUAUUUAUUUUUUUAUUCUGUUUACAAAGAAAAUAUAAAAAAUGGCAAUGGAAAAAGAAAAUGAAUUAAGUUUAAUUUUAAAUUUGAUUGAAAAUGCGGAAAAAAUGAAAUGUCUCUACGACAAAAGAUGUGGAAAGAAAUAAGCGAAUUCUGGGGAAGAAGUAUUAAGCGUAAAGUUCUUUGUUUGUUUUUGUUUUUUAAUUUUCUUGUUGGUAUUAAAGGAGCCGACUGCAAACAUAGAUGGAAACUGCUAAGAGAUCGGUUUCGCAAGGAGCUGAAAUGUAUGGAAGCGCCAUCAGGUAGUGGAAUGUCCUAUCUCCAGAAAUGGAGAUUCCUGCAGCCCAUGCUAUUUUUAAAAGAUUCUCUGGCGCAUCGUCGAACUCGUGAUAAUGCUUGCCAACAGCACAUUGAAACGAACUAGGAAUUAUCCAUGCUCAGUUCAGAAAGCUUGUUGGAACCUCUAACGUCCUCGCCAACUCUCGCUAGUCUGUGCCAGAAAUUUGGUGAUACCAUAGAGAGUAUCGGAAAGAGCUUAGCAGCAUCGCUUGAGCAAGAGACGCCAGACGAAGCCUUUAUGAAAGCAGUGGUAUAUUUAAUGAAGGACCUGCCAGUAAACAUAAAGGACGAAUUCCAAGAAGGUGACAUGCAGGACACCUUCUUGGAAAGAUUGCAGAAAUGUAAAAUAUUAAAUAGUUUUGUUUACAUUUUUAUAAAUAUAA
Lucilia cuprina (Australian sheep blowfly) is the source of this 830-nucleotide messenger RNA. RefSeq lists its product as uncharacterized. Lineage: Eukaryota; Metazoa; Arthropoda; Insecta; Diptera; Calliphoridae. The transcript is spliced from 2 exons. The record is from RefSeq and is a predicted model, not a curated record. Gene Ontology annotation, cellular component: transcription regulator complex; nucleus. Gene Ontology annotation, biological process: regulation of transcription by RNA polymerase II. The coding region runs from base 221 to 532 and encodes 103 amino acids.